GGGGAAACUGGUAGAGGUGGACGGCGACGUUUUUCAGGCCGUCGCGACGCCUGUAGCUACUAGGACAGCGUCAACCUCUGACCGCCUUCAGGCACAGGUAUCCCUUGUUUCUUGUUCUUGUGAGGAGAGAGUUAACCAACAGCCGCCGCCAUGGACGCGAUCAAGAAGAAGAUGCAAGCGAUGAAGCUUGAGAAGGACAAUGCGGCGGACAAAGCCGACGCGAUGGAAGGUCAGUUCAAGGACGCCAGCGCACGCGUCGAGAAGAUCAACGAGGAGGUGCGCGAUCUGCAGAAGAAGCUCUCCCAGGUAGAGAACGACCUCAUCAACAACAAGGAGGCCCUCGAGAACGCCAACAAGGAUCUGGAGAACAAGGAAAAACAACUCACCCAGGCUGAAGCUGAAGUAGCCGCCCUGAACCGUAAAGUACAACUGAUUGAAGAGGAUUUGGAGCGCUCUGAGGAACGUUUGGCCACAGCUACCACCAAACUCGCUGAAGCUUCCCAAGCCGCUGACGAGAGCUCACGUAUGUGCAAGGUAUUGGAGAAUCGUGCUCAACAAGAUGAAGAACGUAUGGACCAACUCACUAACCAAUUGAAGGAGGCUCGUCUCUUAGCUGAAGAUGCCGACAACAAAUCCGAUGAAGUGUCCCGCAAGCUGGCCUUCGUUGAAGAUGAGCUCGAAGUAGCUGAAGAUCGUGUCAAGGGUGGUGAUGCCAAGAUCAUGGAACUUGAAGAAGAAUUGAAGGUCGUAGGAAACUCCCUCAAAUCUUUGGAAGUAUCCGAGGAAAAGGCUAACCAGAGGGUCGAGGAGUUCAAGAAACAGUUGAAGAGUCUCACCGUCAAGCUAAAGGAAGCUGAAGCCCGUGCUGAAUUUGCUGAAAAGACCGUUAAGAAGUUGCAGAAGGAAGUCGACAGACUAGAAGACGAGCUUGGCAUCAACAAGGACAGGUACAAGUCCCUCGCCGACGAGAUGGACUCCACCUUCGCCGAAUUGGCCGGUUACUAACCGCUCACCAUCUUCCAAAGGGAUAUAUUCCGGGUCGAGAUCAUCCCAGUCCGGAUAAGCCAAAGUUUUGUUUUAUAAAUUGUAUAUUGUAUUUCUGAUGUAUCUAUUUGUAUUUAUAACACACCCAAGUUGUCUGUCGGUGAGAACAAAAAACCAUGGAGAAGUGCCACUAAUAGUUAAGGUUAACUAGAAGUGUAAAUUGUUAAUUUAAGUGCCCCUUAGCCACUCAGUUAUGUUCGCGUUUAGAAGCCAUGGAUAUAUUAAUUUAUUAAAUAAAAACAAUUAUUAAAUUUU
Anoplophora glabripennis (Asian longhorned beetle) is the source of this 1299-nucleotide messenger RNA. Its product is annotated as tropomyosin-1. The coding region runs from base 151 to 1005 and encodes 284 amino acids. Gene Ontology annotation, cellular component: actin filament. Gene Ontology annotation, molecular function: actin filament binding. The transcript is spliced from 6 exons. Lineage: Eukaryota; Metazoa; Arthropoda; Insecta; Coleoptera; Cerambycidae. Gene Ontology annotation, biological process: muscle contraction; actin filament organization. The record is from RefSeq and is a predicted model, not a curated record.